CUGAUGCCGAAUUUUGCCCCAAAAGGCGAGAAUAACUGCUUAAGAGACUCAGCCUAAGUCAGAUAAGCAGCAGAGCAGGAGCUGAGCAUGGAGAGCAGGGAGGACAAAUGCCCGCAGCAGAACCUGGUGGAAGAGGCCGUUUUGAGCGGCUCCACGGCGCAGGAAGCCAACGGGGAGGAAAAGCCCCGGAGAUGCCGCACGAGGAGGGGCUGCAAACGCAGCUGGCGGGGAUCUGAGGGGGAAAGAGCCAGCCUGGGCCGGGAAGGCGGCCGGAGACGGAGCCAGAGCUCGGAGCUGGUGCUCCAUGAGCAGCUCCAUGGUGGGGAGAAGCCCCACACGUGCGUGGAGUGUGGGAAGAGCUUCAGGUGGAACUGCAACCUGAUCAUGCACCAGAGGAUCCACACUGGGGAGAAGCCCUACGUGUGUGGGGAGUGUGGGAAGAGCUUCAGCCUGAGCUCCAGCCUGAUGAAGCACCGGAGGAUCCACACUGGGGAGAGGCCGUACAAGUGUUCUGAGUGUGGGAUGUGCUUCAGAGACUGCUCCAGCCUGAUCAGGCACCAGAGGAUCCACACUCGGGAGAGGCCCUACGAGUGUUCCAAGUGUGGGAAGAAGUUUAAGACCAGCACUCAUCUCCUCCAGCACUAUCGGAUUCACACAGAGGAGAGGCCCUUCCAAUGCCCUGACUGUGGGAAGGGAUUCAAGGCCAACUCCACCCUCGUCACCCACCGGCGCAUCCACACAGGGGAGAUGCCCUACGAGUGUGAUAAAUGCAGGAAGAGGUUUCAGACCAGCUCCAUUCUCCUCCAGCACUAUUGGAUUCACACAGAGGAGAGGCCCUUCCAAUGCCCUGACUGCAGGAAGGGAUUCAAGCGCAACUCCACCCUCGUCACCCACCAGCGCAUCCACACUGGCGAGAGGCCCUACGAGUGUCCCCAGUGUGGGAAGAGCUUCUCACAGAGCUCUAACUUGACCCAACACCAACGGAGGCGCCACUAAGGGAAGCCCUGCGAGUGCCCUGAGUGCGGGCAGAGCUUCGUGCGCUGCUCCAGCUCCAUCCCCCACUGGAGGAGGCACUUUGGGCACAGCCCUGGUCACUCACAUUCCCUGUGAUCCAUGUUGGGAACACACCUGGCU
Messenger RNA from Melospiza georgiana, 1134 nucleotides. RefSeq names its product zinc finger protein 239-like. Gene Ontology annotation, biological process: regulation of transcription by RNA polymerase II. The transcript is spliced from 2 exons. The record is from RefSeq and is a predicted model, not a curated record. NCBI's taxonomy places the organism in Eukaryota, Metazoa, Chordata, Aves, Passeriformes, Passerellidae. Gene Ontology annotation, molecular function: RNA polymerase II cis-regulatory region sequence-specific DNA binding; DNA-binding transcription factor activity. The coding region runs from base 88 to 996 and encodes 302 amino acids.